AUGACGAACGAGAGGUGGCAGCGCGGUGUCGGAACCGGCAUCGGGCUCAGCAACCACGUCAACACCUACAGGCAGGGCGUGAUCAUCGACAACUGGAUCGAGGAUGACGUCGCCAUCCGCACCGUGGGCAAGAACCUCAUCGGCAACGAGUCCGUCCCGUUCCAGGGCUCGAGCACCUUCCGCGACGCCUUCUCCCCGGACAAGUAUCAGGGCGUCGCCCCGCCCCAACGCAUGGACGUCGAACCCCGCGCCAUCCUCGAGCUCCGCCACAAGUUCCCGCACGGGCCCACGCGCGAGCAGCAGGAUGCCUUCUACGACGCCACCGUCGGGGGCCUCGCCUUCGCCCCACCCAGCGGCGACAAGCCCCAGGUGACCUCGUCGCUGUGGACCGGUUCCAACGCGGCGGACGCGAUGGUGCCCGUGAACGGCGGUCGAACCUCGUUGGCGACUCGGAAAAAAGCGCAGGCGGCGGCGGAGAUGGCGGGCUUCGACCCUUACGUCACCACCACGAGGACCGCGUUGGAGCACGGGCUGAGCGGCGGCGCGUACGAGAAGAGAAGGGCCGAUCCACCGGCGCCGAGCAGGGGCGGAUGGGGGAACGACCUCGGCGACGACGCGGGUGCCCAGAGCGCGACGAUCGGCCGUAAGGGGAAGGGGGCCUUCUGCACCGAGUUCGAUAGGCGAGCGACCCGCCAGGUGGUCGGUUUGCGGGGCGCGAUCGCCAUCAAAGACGGUCCGUGGGCGGGGAAGUGA
Micromonas commoda is the source of this 753-nucleotide messenger RNA. RefSeq lists its product with no specific name. Lineage: Eukaryota; Viridiplantae; Chlorophyta; Mamiellophyceae; Mamiellales; Mamiellaceae. Bases 1 to 753 code for a protein of 250 amino acids. The transcript has 2 exons. The record is from RefSeq and is a predicted model, not a curated record.